AUGGGAGACUUUAUUGGCCAUAUAUCUCCAGGUUUGUUUCUGGUCUUCUAUGGUCUGUAUCAAGCAAUAAUAGUCUCCAGAGCUCUGAUACUCAACGACUCUCUCCUGUAUCCUUCCUACCUUUCCAAGAAUAAGGGGAAAUGGGCCAGGCUGUGGCAAAUAGCUCAUGCGGGCUGGUUGAAGGUUGUGAGUGGCUCCCUCUUGAUAGUUUAUGAGCUCAACUGUGUUGAUGAAGGGCUGACAUUUAUGACCAAACUGAUACCACCAAGGUUUAUGUACCCCAAGGAGUGGCAGCACCUCACCAUGUUCAUCCUCCUCACCCUUGAUGGCUGUGUGGAAGUGGUGAGCAAGAGUGUGCUGAAGCAGAGGUUGGUGCUUCUAGAAAGAGGCGCCACGGUGCUGGGUGUCUACGUGCUUCUGCUGCUGCUGGUGUCCCACGUUAAAGACUCAUCUGGGGUGGAGCUGCAGGUUCACUCUCUCCUCAUCUUGGUGGUGUUCCUGCUGAUGCUGGUGUUGACCGCUGAGCUGUGGGCUCCUGAGAUGGUCCACCUCUGGGUGAUAGAGACCUUCCUGUUCCUGACAAUGGGCUCAUGGCUGAUGCAGGCAGCCUUCAUUCUGUUUAGACCAGUCUCUGGCUUCCCGUGGGAGGAUGAUGACAUCAGUGACAUCAUGUUUAUCACCACGUUCUUCUGCUGGCACGUGAUGAUCAACGCCUUAUGCAUGCUGGGAAUCUAUGGCAUCUCUUCCUUUUGGCACCGUUGUUACAGACCCAGCUUGAUACCGAUGGGGUUCAAGGAAGUGCUGUUUCACAAGAGCUCUGAAGGAACCUUCUACAAGCUGCUGCAGAAGGCAGAGCAGCAGGACAGAGAUGACCAGGCUCCUCUCCUUUCAAAGAGCUCUCCCUGUGACAGAGCCUAGAAUACCAUGCCAUCUUCCUCCUGUGGGCUCUCCUGGGCACUUGCAAUGUACCCUUUGCUCCUUGGUGAAGGUAACGGCCCUGGAGGAUGGUAGUUGGUUCCCUGUCAGCCAUUGCACUCCCUGUCUCUGAGCCUGCAGUUAAUGCUAAGGAGAAGAGGCCCCAGAAUGAUGGGACUUAAGAAGAGGAUGGGAAGAAGACUGGGGGAUAGGUUCACACACAAGCAAAACCGGUGGUGGAGGGUGUGUGUGAAGCAGAAUGGUGUUGGAGAGAGGAGCCCAGAAUUCUGUACUCAGAGCUGUUUCUCUGAAUGCUUCACCUGAGGGAAUAAAGAUUCCUCACA
Molecule: messenger RNA, 1259 nt
Organism: Rattus rattus (black rat)
Lineage: Eukaryota; Metazoa; Chordata; Mammalia; Rodentia; Muridae
Product: transmembrane epididymal protein 1
Exons: 1
Coding region: 1-918 (305 amino acids)
Source: RefSeq, a predicted model, not a curated record